Messenger RNA from Hibiscus syriacus, 2325 nucleotides. RefSeq names its product J domain-containing protein required for chloroplast accumulation response 1-like. Gene Ontology annotation, molecular function: clathrin binding. Gene Ontology annotation, cellular component: cytoplasm; vesicle; intracellular membrane-bounded organelle. Lineage: Eukaryota; Viridiplantae; Streptophyta; Magnoliopsida; Malvales; Malvaceae. The transcript has 8 exons. The record is from RefSeq and is a predicted model, not a curated record. The coding region runs from base 295 to 2022 and encodes 575 amino acids. Gene Ontology annotation, biological process: clathrin coat disassembly; clathrin-dependent endocytosis.
AAUAGACUUAAAAGGAAAACCUUUUGUUUUUUUGGCAUUUUUCUACUCUUAUCCAUAGAUAAAUAGACUGGCCACUUAGCUUUUUUGUGGCUUAAAUCUUUUGAUAAAUCUCUUUCUUUUCCUUCAACUUUCUCUAUCAAAAUUUCAAAAAAAAAAAUCUUUUUUUCCUUUAUUUUUCUAUGAAACUUUCUCAGCUUCAUCAACAGAAAACAUGUUCUGCAAGUUCAUUUAUGGUUACCCUUUUAACAAACUUCAUCCUAUUUCCCGCCGGCUAUAGUCCUCAAAAAAACAUUCAUGGACUUCAACUCAGACAUAGAUUUCAAUGAUGUCUUUGGUGGUCCACCAAGGAGGUCAUCAGUUCAAGAGACGAGGUACAGUUUUGGUGAAAACCUGGAUUCAUCAUCUUCAGGUUUUGAUGAAACAGUGGUUGCACACCGAAAUCCAUGGUCAGGUCUGAGCGAAAAGCCGGUGUUCGGAGAAGAAGGGACUACGAAUCAUCGAAGAAGAUACUCGAAAAACGACUUCUUUGAUGAUAUUUUUAGAGGGAAUCAGCCUUUGACUUGUUCUCCAAAGAAGUACGAGGGGAAGGACCCUUUUGAAUCAGCUUCACAGCUAUUGAGUCCUUGUAGGCCUUUGCCACCAAAGGCUGAACCUUUUAGCAGUUCAUUUCCUUCUCAAUUCAGCCUUCCUGCCAAAUUGAACAAAGGAGUGGACCUCCCUAUUUCUAAAAGCAAGGAUGGCUCUUCAAAUGGUUCAAGUUACCAUGCAUAUUCUCCUAUGACAAGAUUCUUAGGCCAAGCAAAUCAUGAUAAAGAACAGGAAACGAGAAGUGCUUUCAGAGGUGAUUCGAAAGAAGAUUCAAGCAGUUCGGGAAUUACUGGAAACGAAAACCGGUUUCACUUCUCGAUAUACAAAUGGGCAGACAAAGGAGGUGUGCCAUUUGCAAUUCCUCUAAGGGGAAUUCAUAGGUUCAAAGAAAAGGAUAAACUGCAGAGAUGCUCAAGUGCUAAUGGUUGGAUAGCUUGUGAAAGUAUAGCAAUGGAACCAAAAGUGAAUUUUCAUAACAAUUUCAGCUCUACUGAUAGAAUGUCAUCAAAUGACAAGAAUAAACACAGUUUUCCUAUUGAUUGGAGGAAUGAAGUCAAUGAACCGGUACAAAUUAUGGAGGAAGGCAACAUUCCGAAGCCCGAGUCAGAAAGUUGGCCUAAAAGUACUGAUAAGAAGGUUUAUGGUGACACUGUCUUGCCUAGUUCAAAGGCAGAAAACAAGACCCAGUAUUCCCCUAGGAAUUCAUGGGAUAAUGGAAAAGGCAGAGAUAGAGGAAUGGUCAAAGAGUUCAUUAAAAUUUUCAACCAGGAGGCUUCACCGAAACUUGGCGCUGACAUCGCUUCUGAGAAUCAUAGCUCUAGAUUGAAGCAAAGACAUAAUGCAAAGCCAGAGAUUGAACCAAGAGUUAGUAUGAAUCAAAAGGAUGAGAAAACUCACAUGCCUAAAAUGCAAAAGGAGAAGAAAAUAUCUGCAGAUGUUCAUGUAGGCGGUAGUAUGUCGAACAGUGCAUCAGAAAUGAAUACUAAUGACUCAGAAAAAGACACUGUUUCUGAUGGCUCCAAGAGUAUUGCUGAAGAUCCAACAGAAUCAUCCGAGGUCAACUUUUCGAUAGAAGACCUGACACUAGUUUCAGAAGAGAAAUUUUUUCCAGAAUAUGGCAUGGAACAUGAAGAAAUCCAGGCCAUUGAUGCUAAAAUACGGCAAUGGUCAAAUGGAAAACAAGGAAAUAUCCGUUCACUGUUGUCAACCUUACAAUAUGUUCUUUGGGCCGAUAGCGGUUGGAAACCAGUGCCACUUACUCAUAUAAUCGAAGGACGAGCCGUUAAAAAAUCAUACCAAAAAGCUCUGCUGUAUCUUCAUCCAGAUAAACUACAGCAGAAGGGAGCUGCCUCAUACAAAAAAUACAUUGCAGAAAAAGUCUUCGACAUUCUUCAGGAUGCGUGGACUCAGUUCAACUUGCUCGAUUCGAUCUGAUUUACUAUUUGUUCAACCGCGACAUUUCAUCUAUUCAAAAAUGAAACAAAAUGCAAGAGCUCGGGAUAAGAGGAGAAUGCACAUGAUUAAUACAUCUUGAGAUAUCUUUUUUAUUGUUUACAUGCUUUAUUUGUACUGCAUUGGAGUUUAAAGAAGAAUUCAAAUUCAAUCUUUAGAGAAAAAAAAUGAUUGGUUGAUUGAAUAAAAUAGAACAGGAAAAAUGGAGAUAGAAAAUAAAGGGUCCAUCAGAGUUUGGCUUCAUGUGAGCAGAGCCUGCAACAAUGCUCUGAUUGGUGAAGAAGA